AAACUUCAUUCAGCUUGGUAAAUUGCUCCAAAAGCCGGAUAAGAUGGCCAUGCCCGUCUGUACGCGAUUUUCUGAUAAUUACGACAUCAAGGAAGAAUUGGGAAAAGGAGCAUUUUCCAUUGUCAAACGUUGCGUUCAAAAGUCAAGUGGUCUUGAAUUCGCAGCGAAAAUCAUCAACACCAAAAAGUUAACAUCGCGAGACUUCCAAAAGUUGGAACGAGAGGCGCGAGUAUGUCGAAAACUUCAGCACCCGAACAUCGUCCGCUUGCACGACAGCAUACAAGAAGAGAACUAUCACUACCUGAUAUUUGACCUCGUGACUGGAGGUGAACUGUUUGAAGAUAUUGUGGCUCGUGAAUUCUAUUCCGAAGCAGAUGCUUCACAAUGCAUUCAACAGAUUCUCGAAUCAGUUCAACAUUGUCAUCAACAUGGAGUUGUGCAUAGAGACUUGAAGCCAGAGAAUCUUUUAUUAGCUAGUAAAAUGAAAGGUGCUGCCGUGAAGUUGGCCGAUUUCGGGUUGGCGAUUGAGUUGCAAGGCGAUCAGCAAGCGUGGUUUGGAUUUGCCGGCACGCCAGGCUACUUGUCGCCAGAAGUACUGAAGAAGGAACCAUACGGAAAGCCCGUCGACAUUUGGGCAUGCGGCGUGAUUCUUUACAUUCUACUGGUUGGUUAUCCACCUUUCUGGGAUGAAGAUCAACACAAGUUGUACGCACAAAUCAAGGCUGGAACUUAUGACCCCGAGUGGGACACAGUCACAUCUGAGGCCAAAAAUUUGAUCAAUCAAAUGUUGACUGUGAACCCACACAAACGAAUCACCGCAUCAGAAGCUCUCAAACAUCCUUGGAUAUCUCAACGUGAACGUGUCGCAUCAGCAAUUCAUCGUCAAGAAACUGUCGAUUGUCUGAAGAAAUUCAACGCUCGUCGGAAACUUAAGGGAGCGAUUCUCACGACAAUGCUCGCCACGAGAAACUUUUCGAGCAAAAGCGUCAUCGCCAAGGCUAAGGAGUCAUCAGACGAGAAGGUAAAAGAAUCAUCGGACUCAUCAAAUAACAUCGAAGAAGAUGAUGGCAUUCGAUUACGACGACAAGAGAUAAUCAGAGUGACAGAACAGCUGAUCGAAACGAUCAACAGUGGCGACUUUAAUGGCUACACUAAAAUCUGCGAUUCACACUUGACUGCUUUUGAGCCGGAAUCGAUGGGAAAUUUGGUUGAAGGAAUGGAUUUCCAUAAAUUUUAUUUCGAGAAUGGUAAGAAGAUGAACAAUGGAGAAGUGUCGCAAUCUAACGGAAAGAUUCUUUCAGUAUUGGGUAAGAAUUAUCGCGCCAUCAACACUACGAUUCUGAAUCCGCACGUUCAUCUUCUCGGUGAUGAAACCGCAUGCAUUGCUUACGUUCGAUUGACACAACUCGUGGACAAACAAGGAAUUGCUCACUCACAUCAAUCUGAAGAGACUCGUGUCUGGCAAAAGCGUGAUGGUAAAUGGCAAAAUAUUCACAUUCAUCGAAGCUUCCCUGUGAACCAGACUGGCAAUGUUCAAUUUGACCCCAGAAGAGCUAACAAAAGAGGAGCAUUUUCCAUUGUCAAACGUUGCGUUCAAAAGUCAAGUGGUCUUGAAUUCGCAGCGAAAAUUAUCAACACCAAAAAGUUAACAUCGCGAGACUUCCAAAAGUUGGAACGUGAGGCGCGAGUAUGUCGAAAACUUCAGCACCCGAACAUCGUCCGCUUGCACGACAGCAUACAAGAAGAGAAUUAUCACUACCUGAUAUUUGACCUCGUGACUGGAGGCGAACUGUUUGAAGAUAUUGUGGCUCGUGAAUUCUAUUCCGAAGCAGAUGCUUCACAAUGCAUUCAACAGAUUCUCGAAUCAGUUCAACAUUGUCAUCAACAUGGAGUUGUGCAUAGAGACUUGAAGCCAGAGAAUCUUUUAUUAGCUAGUAAAAUGAAAGGUGCUGCCGUGAAGUUGGCCGAUUUCGGGUUGGCGAUUGAGUUGCAAGGCGAUCAGCAAGCGUGGUUUGGAUUUGCCGGCACGCCAGGCUACUUGUCGCCAGAAGUACUGAAGAAGGAACCAUACGGAAAGCCCGUCGACAUUUGGGCAUGCGGCGUGAUUCUUUACAUUCUACUGGUUGGUUAUCCACCUUUCUGGGAUGAAGAUCAACACAAGUUGUACGCACAAAUCAAGGCUGGAACUUAUGACCCCGAGUGGGACACAGUCACAUCUGAGGCCAAAAAUUUGAUCAAUCAAAUGUUGACUGUGAACCCACACAAACGAAUCACCGCAUCAGAAGCUCUCAAACAUCCUUGGAUAUCUCAACGUGAACGUGUCGCAUCAGCAAUUCAUCGUCAAGAGACUGUCGAUUGUCUGAAGAAAUUCAACGCUCGUCGGAAACUUAAGGGAGCAAUUCUCACGACAAUGCUCGCCACGAGAAACUUUUCGAGCAAAAGCGUCAUCGCCAAGGCUAAGGAGUCAUCAGACGAGAAGGUAAAAGAAUCGUCGGACUCAUCAAAUAACAUCGAAGAAGAUGAUGGCAUUCGAUUACGACGACAAGAGAUAAUCAGAGUGACAGAACAGCUGAUCGAAACGAUCAACAGUGGCGACUUUAAUGGCUACACUAAAAUCUGCGAUUCACACUUGACUGCUUUUGAGCCGGAAUCGAUGGGAAAUUUGGUUGAAGGAAUGGAUUUCCAUAAAUUUUAUUUCGAGAAUGGUAAGAAGAUGAACAAUGGAGAAGUGUCGCAAUCUAACGGAAAGAUUCUUUCAGUAUUGGGUAAGAAUUAUCGCGCCAUCAACACUACGAUUCUGAAUCCGCACGUUCAUCUUCUCGGUGAUGAAACCGCAUGCAUUGCUUACGUUCGAUUGACACAACUCGUGGACAAACAAGGAAUUGCUCACUCACAUCAAUCUGAAGAGACUCGUGUCUGGCAAAAGCGUGACGGUAAAUGGCAAAAUAUUCACGUUCACCGUAGCGGUCCAAAAAAUCUCGGAUUCAGUUCUGUAAACAAAUGAACUGCUCAUUAAUUGGAUUCGAUAUGAUUUCCUUUUACCCUCGUAAUAAAUUUAGAAUGCUUUUCCUUCUCGUCAUUCGUGUGAAAAUUUUUAGAUCAAUAUCCAAGAAUCCGUGAAUAUUUGACGCGAGAAUAAAAAAGUUUUCUUUUCUUGUGAGAUUUCGUCGCGGAAAUUUGUAGCAUUUUCAUGAUAAGAUUAAAGAUUUUUUUCUGAAAAUUUACUUACAAAAUAAUGCUUGAUAAGGAAGACAUGAAAUACAAUCCAUAAUGCGAAGUAAGAAGAUGAAGAAGCUCUAGAAAGGAUGCUUCAAAGCUGUUUGCUCUUAAAAAUUUAAAUUUCUAAAAGCUUUCCUUUAAAUCCUUUUAAAAAUUAAAGAAUGAAUCUUAAAUAUCUGCUAUGAAUCAGAAUGUAGAAUCUGAAACAAAAACUUUUUGAUCAUGAUGAAAACUAACGAAUGAACUCCAUGUUAACAUAAAUUAAUCUAAUUAAGACUUAAUGUGAAAGGAUUAAAUGAUGAAGGUGGAUUAAAGAGACUUUUUUUGUGUAACCUUUUCAAUCAUGUGCCGAAUUAUUCAUCGACACACUAACAUUGAAAGUGCAUGAAUGAAGAAUCCUUUGGCAGAGAAGGUUGAAAAAUUGACUAAUACUGUCCUAAGUUAGUUAUAAUGACAUCAUUAAAAGACAAGAAACAUGUUAAAGAUGGAGACAUCUUUUAGCUAGAAUAUGAACAAACUUUCACUUCACAAUUUACAAAUUUUUCGCGUUUACACGAAAGUUGCUAAUUACCUUCACUUCUUAUUAUUCUCUCCUGUUUUGUCCUAUUUUCAAUUUCUUCCUCUUGAGAAAAUUAAAUUGAAAUUGUGGGAAUCGUACAAAUGUUAAGUAAGAAGUUGGAAGUAAUUUUUAUCCAAAUUUUGUUGUAAGAUUCGUCAAUGUUUAUCUUCCACUUCUUUCCAAUCAAUAUUUACGUGAUGUAACAUCUAAAUAGUCCCCAAAAAAAAAGAGAAAAGUUUAAAAAAAGGAAAAAAAGUAAAUUACGUUUAAUGUUUUUUGAAAAGAAGUCAAAGUCAGUUUUAAUGUUUAGAAAUGUUUUCAUUGAUAAGAAUGAAGAUUUUUUUUUGAUAAGCUUUAAGAAAUUGUUAGAUAUUUCCAUUUAAAGAAGAUAAAACAGAAUGUUGGAUAUUUAAUGCCAAAACGAAAUAUUAUUAUCAUCUGGAUUUUAUAUUUUCUCAAUCUAAGGAAAGAUUUUAUAGGAGACCAUCGAAUAAAUUUCAGAUGAAAUUUCUGAAAUCAAAUGAAAAUAUUUUAAGCCUAAAUCCUGCAAAAGAAAACAGAAAAAAAGGAAAAUAAGCUUCAAAAGAUGAUAAGAAAGUUAGUCAUGUAAUUAAGAAAACAAUUUUACUUCUUCAUUCUUUUAAUACUUGUUAAACUUAUUUCUUUUACGAAUUCGAUUUUCUCGCUUAGGCGAAAAGUAAUAAAAUUAAAUUGUAAUUUUCUUUGAAAAGAAAAACUUCUUAUCUUCGGUUUAUGGAAAAGAAAAAUGAGAAAAAAUAAAAAUUAAUAAUCACAA
Messenger RNA from Clunio marinus, 4574 nucleotides. NCBI's taxonomy places the organism in Eukaryota, Metazoa, Arthropoda, Insecta, Diptera, Chironomidae. The record is from the annotation of a GenBank genome assembly.